Molecule: messenger RNA, 1176 nt
Organism: Phasianus colchicus (ring-necked pheasant)
Lineage: Eukaryota; Metazoa; Chordata; Aves; Galliformes; Phasianidae
Source: RefSeq, a predicted model, not a curated record
CUAUGGGUCUCUAUGGGUCUCUCUAUGGGGACCACUGUAGUCACGCCCCUUUCACGUGGCCCCGCCUCCUGAUGAGGCCCCGCCCAGGUGUCGCUCCGCCCACCCCAACUAGCCCCGCCCCCUAUAGCCCCACCAUUACAGAAAACCACGCCCCCAACAAUAGCCCCACCCCAACUCCAGGCCACGCCCCCUCCUUAGGAAGCCCCGCCCAUUUCCACGCCCCAUCCCCAUUUAAAGCCCUUCAUUUGCAUAGCCCCGCCCAACGAUGCCCCGCCCCCUUAUUGAAGCCACAGCCAUUUGUUCUGGCCCCGCCCCAUUUGGAAGCCAUUCAUUUGCAUGGCCCCGCCCAUCGGAGCACCGCCCCUUGUCGAAGCCACGCCCCCAACCAAGCCACGCCCCUUUAUGAAGCUCCGCCCAUUCCGACAGUCCCGUUCCAUUCGAAGUCCUCAUUUGCAUUAAUCCGCCCACCACUGAAGCCCCGCCCCUUCUCCAGACCCCUCCUUUUUCACUAGACCACGCCCCCUGCGUGACCACGCCUCCUUGCCGAAAGCCACGCCCCAUGAUAUUGCUGCUUUACAAACCCCGCCCACUUCUAUGGCCCCGCCCCCACACACGAAGCCCCGCCCCAUUCUGAUAGCCCCGCCCCCUGACUUGGCCCCGCCCCCCGCAGCGCUCCUGGGUCACGUGGCUGUUUACGACGCCCCCUCGCGGUCCGUGUUCGUCUAUGGCGGAUGGCGGCCCCUGCUGGGCGCUUCCGGGGAGCUGCACCGCCUGCACUGCGCCCCCCUGCGGUGGGAGGCGGUACUGCAGGAGCCGGGAUGCCGGGCGCCCCCGCUGGCGCUGCACGCCGCCGUGCCGUCGGACGGGACGCUGCUCGUCUUCGGCGGGCGCGGCGCCUUCGGGGAGGAUCGCAGUGAGCGCCCCCUGCUGCUGGGAGGCCGGCAGCGCCGCUGGCAGCCGCUGCGCGGCGGUGAGUGGGGACGGGGGCCGGGGGGGCGGGGCCUUAUGGGGUCACGGGUCCUAUGGGGUCGGGGGUCCUAUGGGGUGAGGAUCCCUAUGGGGUGAGGAUUCCUAUGGGGUCCGGGGUCUUAUGGGGUAAGGAUCCCUAUGGGUUGAGGAUCCCUUUUUGGUCGGGGUCUUAUGGGGUGAGGAUCCCUAUGGGGUCGGGGGUCCUAU